CGCGUUGGCUGCACCGAUAACCGUCGUCAUGGACAUCAUUGGCAGACUUGUUGUCGCGACGAUAUGUGACCUGACACUUGUAGUCUCCCUUUGGCUCAGUCUUAUGUAGUUGGGAAGUGUGCAAAACAUAGCGUGGCCAUCCAUGGCCCUGCGAGCUUGCGACUACACCAUCCUAGUCUUGGACCUUGCGGAGGGCUUGGUCACCACUCUGAACCUCAACGAAGAGGAGCAUGGGGCCAUGUACUUGGCCAUUUUCUUCACAUCUUACACAUUUCUUGAUGACUUCUUCCAAGGCUGUAUGAGGUGUACGGAGUGCAAGUGGGAUGACUGCAUCUGGAAGAUUGGCGUGGAAGUUGGGCAGUGCAUCUUCUUCAUGCAGUUCUCUCUUCCAGGCGUCACGCGAGCACUGAUCAUAAUGAUGGUUUUCCAGGUCGCCCUCAAAGUUGCCGGAACUUGCUGGGAUUCGCUCAUCGAAAAGAACAGCGCGGAGAGCACCGGAGGUAAAGCUGAGCCGGGGAAAGCCUUCUUUAUGGGUUUCCUGAGCCUUGUGUUUGGAAUGGCGCUUGGAGUGCUUCCCCUUUUGUUUGCAGAAGGGUCCUCUUUUCAUGAAAAAUGGUAUGAGUGCAUGGUUUGCGCCUUCUUGUGGAGUUUGCGCAUGCUGGAACAGCUCGUCAAUGACGGUGAGACUGCUUUGGUGAGAUGCGCGUUCUGUGUUGUGGCUUUGUACAUCUUCGGCUUCAUUUGUUUGAACCUUGGAGUUGCCUUAUCUUGGUGCUCACAAGAAGGUGAUCUUCCACUCUUUGACCGUGUCUACGGCGUGAUGCUCAGCCUGGCUACGCUCAUUUGCAUUCUUACCUGCAUAUUUGCGUGCGCAAGAGAUCAUUGUGCACCAGCCAAGGCAGGCGAGGCUGCAGCUGAUGGUCAAGUAGUGGGAACUCCAGCCGUCUAAUCCGCCCAUCGGUGAAAAGAGGUGAACUGAGGAGUUGGAUUCUCACCGUUUCACCCGUUAAGAACUGGAGGGCGGCCAGCGCUUUAAGAGCGAGCCAUGGCCUCCAAGCCUCGAGCGAAAAGAGCGAAAAGAUCACCUGUGCCUUUUAACGCGUGGACCCAUU
Durusdinium trenchii is the source of this 1112-nucleotide messenger RNA. The record is from the annotation of a GenBank genome assembly. NCBI's taxonomy places the organism in Eukaryota, Dinophyceae, Suessiales, Symbiodiniaceae.